AUGGCUCCAUUAGUGGGGAUCAAGUCUGGCGGUUUCAUGGGUCCCAAUGGUGGCGAUCACGUAGAAUACCCAGGCAAACUUACUUGGUCCGUCUUGAUAAGUUGUGUGUUGGGUGCCAUGGGUGGCUUAAUCUUUGGUUACGAUAUUGGAAUUUCAGGCGGAGUGACUUCGAUGCCAACAUUCUUGGAGAAAUUUUUCCCAUCAGUUUACAAGAAGGAGGAAUUGGAUAAGUCAACGAAUCAGUAUUGUAAAUUUGAUAGUCAAAUACUAACAUUAUUCACGUCUUCGCUCUACUUGGCGGCUUUGAUCUCUUCGUUGGUAGCUUCAUACGCCACUAGAAGAUUUGGGCGCAGAGCAUCCAUGUUGGUUGGUGGCUUGAUUUUCAUGGCUGGUGCCAUUCUUAAUGCUUUUGCCAUCAAUAUUCUCAUGCUUAUUUUUGGACGUAUCCUUUUGGGCUUUGGAGUUGGUUUUGCCACUCAGUCGGUGCCAAUCUACGUAUCAGAAAUGGCUCCAUACAAACACCGGGGUGCUCUCAACAACGUAUUUCAGUUGUCAAUCACCGUUGGCAUUUUGGUUGCCAAUGUGGUUAACUACUUCACCGCUAAGAUCGAGGGUGGAUGGGGAUGGCGUGUGAGUUUGGGCGGCGCUGCAAUCCCCGCCAUCUUCAUAUCAGCCGUAGCAUGGAUUCUUCCCAACACCCCCAACUCCAUGAUCGAGAAGGGUGAGCUUCAACAGGCCAGAGAGAUGCUCUGUCGCAUUCGCGGCGUCAGCGAUAGGGAGAUUGAAGCCGAGUACAUUGAUCUGGUGGCUGCAAGUGAAGCUUCAAGACGAGUACAACACCCCUGGAGAAACCUUCGCCUUAGAGAAUAUAGGCCUCAGCUGGUAAUGUCCAUCCUCAUCCCGGCCUUGCAGCAGCUCACCGGCAUCAAUGUCGUCAUGUUCUAUGCCCCCGUGCUCUUCCAAUCACUGGGCUUCGGGAACAACGCUUCACUCUUCUCGGCUGUUAUCACCGGUCUUGUCAAUAUGUUAGCAACCUUUGUGGCCGUGUUUGGCACUGAUAAGUGGGGUAGGAGAAAGCUUUUCAUAGAGGGUGGAAUCCAAAUGCUUAUAUUCCAGGUUGCAGUGGCAGUUCUGAUAGCACUCAAAUUUGGAACAUCAGGGAACGUGACAGAAUUGCCAGAAUGGUACUCCAUUAUGGUAGUGAUGUGCAUUUGUAUCUACGUUUCUGCCUUCGCAUGGUCAUGGGGUCCUCUGGGAUGGUUGGUGCCCAGCGAAAUUUUCCCACUUGAGAUUCGGUCGGCUGCUCAGAGUAUAACAGUAUCAGUGAAUAUGUUUUUCACCUUCGGAGUUGCUGAAGUCUUCCUGAGCAUGCUUUGUGGGCUAAAGUACGGCUUGUUCAUAUUCUUUUCGGUUUUCGUGGCUAUUAUGACAGUGUUCAUCUAUGCCUUCCUGCCAGAGACCAAGGGCAUUCCAAUUGAGGAGAUGAGGGUGGUGUGGAAGAGGCACUGGUAUUGGAAGAGAUUCAUGCCCGACCACGACGACCAACAAGUUAAUGGAAACUCUGUCUGA
Molecule: messenger RNA, 1569 nt
Organism: Vitis riparia (riverbank grape)
Lineage: Eukaryota; Viridiplantae; Streptophyta; Magnoliopsida; Vitales; Vitaceae
Product: sugar carrier protein C-like
Exons: 4
Coding region: 1-1569 (522 amino acids)
Biological process (GO): monosaccharide transmembrane transport
Cellular component (GO): membrane
Molecular function (GO): monosaccharide transmembrane transporter activity
Source: RefSeq, a predicted model, not a curated record